CAGCUGCUACAGUGUGCUACACAAGCUCACCUCUAACCACUCGCAUUGUACUCUGGACCUAUGAGCACACACACAAACACACACACACACACACGGUACGGGACCUCAAACAUGGAGUGAACCAGCUUCAUUUGUUUGGAGAUUGAAGGACUACCCAGCAGUAACCAGAGAUGAAUAAAGCACCUCUUCUCCCAGUGAUCCAGGCAGGGGACGGCAGGACACUGUCCAGAGCACAGUUUCUCUCACUGCUCAACACCUACAACUGCUUCCUAAAGGACCACACUCAACUGCACCUCAGUUACUCUCAGGGUGGUGAUGGAAAGGUGGUGGUGGAAGGCUUCCUGAAUAUCUCCUGGGGAGUACGGAGACCCAUCCGGCUGAAAAUACAGGACGAUAAACAGAUGCUCACCUUUGCUCCUAUGUUCCCACCUGACCCCACCAGUCCACUCAGCCCCAUUGGAGACAAGAGGGGGAUGUCGCGGUGGGGAGAAUAUGUUGACCUCCACCAGAUAGAUGAGAUGACUGACACACCACAGGACUCAAUAGUCACCAAACCUUUGCCAGGCCCAGCUGUUUAUGAGACGACCACAUUGCGUCCUCUGAGGCGGAAGAACUCGGAGCUGGAGGCGGAGUCCAACCUGUUUCGCUGUAUGAGUGACGCCUCGUUGGUCAAGAGGAGGAGGGGUAGGGGGAAGUCAGCAGCACAAAUAGAGAAGGAAAGACAGCAUCGCUUUUCAAUCAAUGGACACUUCUAUAACUAUAAGACCGCUAUCUUCACCCCAUCCUUCGGCACACCAACUAAAGUUCGCAUCUCCAGCAGUAUGAACACAAACCAGGUCAUUGAACAGCUACUAACCAAGUUCAAGAUAAUGAACGAUCCCCAGGAGUUUGCUCUGUACUGUGUUCACCAGAGUGGAGAAAAGAGGAAGCUCAGUAACAAGGACCAGCCACUAUGGGAGCGCAUACUACAGGGACCCUCUGAUGACAUCAUGAAGAUCUUUUUGAUCGACAUGGACGAAGAAGAAGUCAGCAACGAUGUAGCCCAGUAUCUGAACUUGGAGCUUCCUAUCCUGGAGCAGGUUCUACUGAAACUCCGAGAGGAGGAGAACAGAGAGAUACAGAGAGUCAUUAACAAGUACCACCAGCAGCAUAGACUCCUGUCCCACAUGCUGACCUCUAAGAUGUCGCCUCACAUUGAGACCAGCGUCUGACGACUGACCGGCUCUAGCAUCACUGUAAGGAUGAAGGAGUAGCUGUGGAGAAUGCUACAAAUACCACCUACCUGACGUACUGUCAAAAUACAUGGUUCAUUUGCAAGUCUUACAAACUGGGUCACUUUUAUCAUUUGUAUUCAUUUAUUCACAUUAUAUUUUUUUUCUUACAUGUUUUUAAUCUGUAAAAUAAGUACAACAUAUGUUUAUAAGAAACAGCUGUAAAUAACUGUAAAUUAGUGUUUAUUAUUAAAUAUAUGUUGCGGGACCAGCA
Molecule: messenger RNA, 1485 nt
Organism: Perca fluviatilis (European perch)
Lineage: Eukaryota; Metazoa; Chordata; Actinopteri; Perciformes; Percidae
Gene: rassf6
Product: Ras association domain family member 6
Exons: 11
Coding region: 171-1211 (346 amino acids)
Biological process (GO): signal transduction
Source: RefSeq, a predicted model, not a curated record